AUGUAUCUUUCACUCUUAGUUCUCCUCCCUCUCCUCAUCUCCCUCCAAUUCCUCCUCCGGCUUACACGAGCAACCCUCUCUUCUUUACGAGAUAUACCAGGCCCAUUCCUAGCCCGAUACACAACACUCUGGUAUUUCAAUCGCGUCCGUAAAGGCGGCUUCGAACACGAGAAUAUCACCCUUCAUCAACAAUACGGCCCGGUCGUGCGCGUGGCACCGAAUCAGUAUAGUAUCAGCGAUCCGGCUGCUAUCAAGACGAUUUACGGGACGGGCUCGCGAUUCGCCAAGUCGGCUUGGUAUGAUGGGUGGAAACACCCGAAGCAAUGGACUGUGUUUUCUGAUCGCGAUAUUAGGCGUCAUGCGGAUACUCGAAAACGAUUUGCUGGCUUGUAUUCGAUGAGCUCGUUGGUUCAUUAUGAGCCUUUUGUCGAUCACUGUGCGGAUUUGUUUGACCGGCGUUUGGCCGAGUUUUCUCAGGAUAAGAAGUCGUUUAACAUGGGACACUGGUUCCAGUGCUAUGCCUUCGACGUGAUCGGGAAUAUUACGUUCGGCGAGCGAUUCGGAUUCCUGGACAAAGGCGAGGACAUCGACGGCGCAAUGGCUGCGGUCCAUAAGGUGUUGAUGUACAGCACCCUCGUCGGAAUCUACCCCGAAUGGCACCCGCGGCUAUUCGGACUACUGAGCAAGUUCGCAUGGACCGGCGCGGGGGGAAGAGCGUAUAUCGGCCAGUUUGUGCAGCAAAAAAUCCGUCUACACGAGGAGAAAACAGACAAGCUCGAAAAGGGACGGUCUGAACAUGUCCAAGCGCAGGAUUUCGUCGACAAGUUGAUUAUGGCGAGAAAUAAAGAUCCGGAGAAGGUUACUGAUUACCAUCUGUUCAUCAUGGGACAGUCGAAUGUCUCGGCUGGGUCGGAUACUACUGCCAUCAGUCUAUCGGGUAUAAUGUGGUAUCUUCUUCAAAAUGAGGCGGUUUUGCGGAAGCUCCGUGAUGAAAUCGACGACUACACGAACAGAGGACUUCUCAGUGAAAAUGUGGCUUUCAAAGAAAGUCAGGAGAUGCCAUACUUCCAGGCUGUGAUGAAAGAGGCAUUGCGAAUGCACAGCGCAACUGGCUUACCGAUGUGGAGAGAGGUCCCGGCCGGCGGUGCAGAGAUUAGCGGACGCUAUUUUCCUGCUGGAACUAUCGUCGGCAUGAAUACUUGGGUGGCACACUAUGAUGAGCGGGUUUUCCCUGAUGCGAAAAGUUUCCGACCGGAGAGGUGGAUUGAGGCGGAGAGUGAGCCUGAGCGGCUGAAGGAGAUGAAUCAGAUGCAUAUGCCGUUCGGUCUUGGCUCGAGAACAUGCCUUGGCAAGCAUAUAUCGAUUCUGGAGAUGUCCAAGUUGAUUCCUAGAAUUGUACGAGAUUAUAAUUUUACGCCUUUGAGGAGAAGCUGGACUACCGAGAAUUACUGGUUUGUUAGGCCAUCAGACUUUGAGGUUUUUGUGCAGAGGAGAGUUAGAGGCCAGAAACUAUCGACGUAA
Penicillium argentinense is the source of this 1521-nucleotide messenger RNA. Its product is annotated as cytochrome P450. The coding region runs from base 1 to 1521 and encodes 506 amino acids. Gene Ontology annotation, molecular function: heme binding; monooxygenase activity; iron ion binding. The transcript is spliced from 4 exons. NCBI's taxonomy places the organism in Eukaryota, Fungi, Ascomycota, Eurotiomycetes, Eurotiales, Aspergillaceae. The record is from RefSeq and is a predicted model, not a curated record.